CUCGAUGUCUCCACUUUACCACAAUAUUUUGUUGGUCUCCUUGUAGUUUCUGUGCUGCAGGAGCUGUUGAUGUGUCCAUGUUGAGUUGAGUGUUGACCGUUCCAUUUCGUCCUUGCUAGCUGGAUAUCUACGUCAUCGUCUUCUAUAUAGAUGGGAGGGAUUGUUUCCACUUCUCCUGAUACAACUACUUCUGUAGUUCCACUAUUGCUUUCUGAAGGAUUAAUUUCACUUCUGUCUUCAUUUUUCCCGUAUUAUCCUCCUAAUAUGAUGAUAUUCCAGUUCUUGACAUAACUACAGCUGUUGGAUGACUUGUAUACAUCCCUUGGGUUUUUCAGCAAACUUGGAACUUUGAUCAUCUCAUCGGUUUCUGGGAUUUCAGGAUGAGGUGGAUCACAUCACUACAAUCUCCUCAAAAUUCUUACAAGUCUAGGUUUUCCCUUUUCAUAUACUUCUAUUUGCUUCAGCUAAUGCAGGAGAGAGUUUCUUACUUAUCUUGUAAGGUUCUCAACUUAAAUCACAGCUUCCAGUUCAGUGACAGAGAAACCGUCGGUUCAGCUGCAUAAUUAAAGACCUUGGUUCGGCUAGAAUAAAAUCAAGAAAAUGGUCUUUUUAUCUCAACGAAGCAAAAAUCAGGUUCUGGCAGGCCUGCUUAUUUUCGCCUCUAUCUACCUCAUUUCUCAUCUUUCGUAUACAUAUAUUGAUGAUGAGGUAAUCUCCCCUGUGUUCAACAAACAACUUGUAGAAACUAGUGUUUUGGAGACUCUCAAUAGUAUUGAAAUUACAGGAGAUCAGUUGCCUAGGAUAAAACCCUUUGCAUGUGUCAGGAGUGGUCCCUUUACCUUUAAACAAGUAAAGUUUAUCAUGUGUGUUAAACCUUUCGAGGUGGACACGUACAUUUCGAGGUCAAUAUACAACUCAGGAUCCUGGGAGAAAGCAAUGGUAGAAUUAGUGUUAAACUUGCUGGCAAAAUAUCAGAAUAUUACUCUCUUAGAUGUUGGUUCUAAUAUCGGCAUGUUUACUGUGGCGGCCGCAGCAGCGAACUUCAAGGUUGUUGCAGUGGACCCGUUUAAAACCAAUCUUGCUUAUGCCAGACUUAGUACGAUGCUUGAAGGAACUGAAAGCAAUGUGAGGUUUAUAGCUCAUACUGUUAGUGAUGAGAAAAUUAAACUUUAUCCAUGGAACCAAGCACCCAAUAAUGAAGGUGGGAUUUCAUUUUUAUCAGAGGCAGACUCCCAAACCAAACCGAAGCAUGAAAUUGGCGAAGGGGUGGAUUCUAUCAGAUUUAAUGAAAUUCUUGAAAUCCUGGAAACAGAUACUGCUAUUCUCAAAAUAGAUAUAGAGGGCGCUGAAUGUAAGGCUCUGCUAUCCUUCCUCCAGAGCGAGACUAAGUUGAAGCAUAUACCUUAUAUAUUAAUGGAGUGGGUUGGAAUCAGAAGAAACGUGAACGGAAUGUGCCCAAAUCUUGAGGAAAUUAUAAAGGGAUUUACAGCUAGUGGAUACCAACCUGCAAACAUGAAUCUACAGAAAUUGGGAUUAGAAACCGAGGCUACUUGGAACGAUGUCCUGUGGGUUCACCAAGAUGCUAAAUAGAAUCAACCAGAGCUGGGAACUGUUGUGUUGGAUCGCUUGAUCUCGAUAUCCACUGUGGGCACAUUUAAUUGGGAGAUCAACGCCUAAUCUCUUCAGAAAUAUUCUAUCAAUUUUGUGCAGUAGUUAAUCUGUACAAAAAAAAGGUUAAAAAGUAAAAAGCUCUCUCUAUAACUAAUAACUGUGCAACAAUACCUAAACUUUUAAAGCACACAGGGCUCCUGAUAAAUAAAUGUGUCCUUUCUUAAAACUUUUAUUUUCUAAAUAAUUUAUCUCUGUUACGCUUUAAGUUAUUUAAAAAAAUACUUUAUUAUUUAACUCUAAUUACAAUUAUAUUAAAAUAUCAAUUAUAUUUUAAUUGGCUAAACUCAAAUUUUUGCAGACGCAAAAUUUAUGCAUAUUUAAAACUCAAUUUUAAACUUAACUUCUCUACUGGGAAAUGAACUAACUUUAUUAAUUUUCAUUUUCAAUUGUACAACACAUAUUAAGUACAGAAAUCAACAGUUUUAGUACUGUAUGUACAUGUUUGAAACUAUUUAAAUCUGAAACUCAUAUUGUGAUUUUUUUUUUUAAUAAAAUAUGCUGAAUUGUUAAGCUUAACUAAACGCUCAACAGUUGUACCAAACUUUUUAUGAAACUAUUGUGUACUUUAUCAUUCAUGGUCACUUCAUGGUAAAUUUCAUUACGACAUGAUAAAAAGUAAUUAUUGGGCUAUAACGGUAAAUUUCUUUACGAUUUUAUUGGUUCCCAGAUUUUCUACAAUCAAAUAAUGUUUUGUUCAGCAGAAUAAUUUUUUCGAAAAAAAAAUUUGAAAUCAAUUUUUUUUCAUUUGUGCUUUGUUGCCAAGCUUAUCAUAUCAAGAAAUAACCAUUGCAUAGAGACAAGUACACAAACAUUUCAUAAAAUUAACUAUAAAACUAUUAUUUUUGCACGACGUGUAAGAAAGUUUUUCAGACAUAAAUGUUCUCUGCGUCUCGAAGAUUUCGAAUUUCGAGUCUUCAAACUUUCGAUCACACACAAUCCUAAAUAUAAUUUAUUUAAAUAUUAA
This is a messenger RNA of Eurytemora carolleeae, 2635 nucleotides long. RefSeq lists its product as uncharacterized. The record is from RefSeq and is a predicted model, not a curated record. The transcript has 19 exons. NCBI's taxonomy places the organism in Eukaryota, Metazoa, Arthropoda, Copepoda, Calanoida, Temoridae. The coding region runs from base 601 to 1590 and encodes 329 amino acids.